Messenger RNA from Paramecium sonneborni, 1477 nucleotides. NCBI's taxonomy places the organism in Eukaryota, Ciliophora, Oligohymenophorea, Peniculida, Parameciidae. The record is from the annotation of a GenBank genome assembly.
AUUUAAUCUUCUCAUUCAAUAAUGAAUCCAGAUCCAAAUGAAAAGGAUAUGAUAGGAGAUCUUUUAGAUGGUAUCUUCAUUUUCCCUUCAAAUUUUAGAUAGUUUUGAAAAUGUAGCCAAAAUCAAAAAAACAUAUAUUUCAAAUAGACCUUCUACUAUUCAAAUUAAUUAGACAUAAAAUUAAUCUCCAAUUUAUUGUCCUAAAGUCUAUUCUCCAUAAGUACAAUAAAAAUCAAAGUUUUAAAUUUUACUAAUUAAGUUCUUAUGAUUUAGAUCUUAGACUUACUAAAGUUCCAGUAUAAUAAAGUGCUCCAAAUUCAGCAUUAAAGCCUAAAUCCUAUGUUGGUCUUACUUAGUUUAUUCCAGAUAAUGAAACUUCCUUAGAAGGAGAUUUAGUAUUAAACUUCACUAUUAUUUCAGAUUUCUAAAUGUAAAGAUUAAAAUGGGGCUAGAAACAUUCAAUAAGCCUUUGAAGCAGGUUCUUAGGCAAUCAAAGAAUAAAUUUUUAAUAAACUUGAAAAAGGGCUAUUAUCUCUAUCAAAAGAUGUCUUUGGGAAUUAUGUUAUAUAAAAUCUUCUUGAAUUUGGUAUUUUAGAAUAUUAUAAUAGGAACUCCAUUACAAUAAUAAAAAAUACUUAUAAUUUUGUAAACUCACUCUUAAUAAUUAGCUUUUCAUUAAUAUGGAUGUAGAGUAUUAUAAAAAUUAUUCUAAAAUGCUUAUAAUACUCCUGAUUUUCCUAUUUUAUUUGAUUCUAUAAAAUCUAAAGUUAGAGAGAUGGUAAUUGAUUAACAUGGUAAUCAUGUUGUUUAGAAAUUAAUCUAAUUAAUGGAAAGCAAAAUAAGUUUAUGGGUUUUAGAUGGAAUUGAAGGAUAAAUCAAUAAACUUGUUUUGAAUUCUUUUGGUUGUAGAAUUAUUUAAAAAGCUGUUUCAAUUUCUAAUAAUUAUCCAGAAAGAUAAAACCAAAUUUAUAUUGAGAUUAUGAAUCUAAUUUAUGAACUUUGUAUUUCAUAAUAUGGUAAUUACAUAAUUCAACAGUUAUUAAAGGAUGGACCUAUUCACAUCAAAAACUAAAUUUAAUAAAUUAUAAUGGAAAAACUAGAAGAUUAUAGUCUAAAUAAAUUUGGAAGGUAAAUUUCUAAAUUAAUCUUAGCAAUGUAGUUGAUUGUGCUAUCAAAUUCUCUAAUAAUUAAUUUAAACUUAAAAUCAUGGAGCUCUUACUAAGUUAAAAAAAUUAAUAAGUUUUAUUUGUAAGAUUAUCCACAAAUGCUUAUGGUAAUUAUGUUGUCUAAAAUUUUCUUAAAUUUUCAGAUUCAGAAAUUCAAAAAGAACUUUAUUAUAAAAUUACUAAUAACUAAUAACUAUUAUAAGAAAUAUAAUAAUAUAAAUUUGGUAAAUUAUUCAUAAAUAUUUUUAUUAGGACAAUUUGUUUACUAAAUGUUGACAUAGAAAUUAGAAUUAGAAACAUUUAAUUUAUGA